This is a messenger RNA of Ailuropoda melanoleuca (giant panda), 4676 nucleotides long. RefSeq names its product scaffolding CK1 anchoring protein G (gene SACK1G). The transcript has 5 exons. Lineage: Eukaryota; Metazoa; Chordata; Mammalia; Carnivora; Ursidae. Bases 36 to 2504 code for a protein of 822 amino acids. Gene Ontology annotation, molecular function: protein kinase binding. The record is from RefSeq and is a predicted model, not a curated record. Gene Ontology annotation, biological process: BMP signaling pathway. Gene Ontology annotation, cellular component: cytosol; nucleus.
CGCCCACCCGGCGCGGGCGUCGGGGCAGUGGCAACAUGGCCUUCUCCCAGGUGCAGUGUCUGGACGACAGCCACGUCAACUGGCGCUCCAGUGAGUCCAAGCCCGAGUUCUUCUACAGCGAGGAGCAGCGGCUGGCCCUGGAGGCCCUGGUGGCCCGCGGCAGGGAGGCUUUCUACGAGGUGCUGAAGCGGGAGAACAUUCGGGACUUCCUGUCGGAGCUGGAGCUCAAGCGCAUCCUGGAGACCAUUGAGGUGUAUGACCCGGGCUCCGAGGACCCGAGGACUGCCAGCCGGCCCCGGGGGCCUGAGGACGAUGGUGUUGGCGACAGCGAGGAGGCCAGCAGGGCAGAUGGGGACCCCCCCGAGGCUGAGCCACUGCCCUCUCUGGAGUACUGGCCCCAGAAGUCCGACCGAUCCAUCCCCCAGCUGGACCUGGGCUGGCCCGACACCAUUGCCUAUCGUGGGGUGACCCGGGCCAGCGUCUACAUGCAGCCCCCCAUCGAUGGGCAGGCCCACAUCAAAGAGGUGGUGAGAAAGAUGAUUAGCCAGGCCCAGAAGGUGAUAGCCGUGGUCAUGGACAUGUUCACCGACGUGGACAUCUUCAAGGACCUGCUGGAUGCCGGCUUCAAGAGGAAGGUGGCCGUGUACAUCAUCGUGGACGAGAGUAACGUCAAGUACUUCCUGCACAUGUGCGAGCGCGCCCGUAUGCACCUGGGGCACCUCAAGAAUCUCAGGGUACGGAGCAGCGGGGGAACAGAGUUCUUCACGCGGUCGGCCACCAAGUUCAAGGGUGCCCUGGCCCAGAAGUUCAUGUUCGUGGAUGGAGACCGGGCCAUCUGUGGUUCCUACAGCUUCACGUGGUCGGCCGCCAGGACGGACCGGAACGUGAUCUCCGUGCUGUCGGGCCAGGUGGUGGAGAUGUUCGACCGGCAGUUCCAGGAGCUGUACCUCAUGUCCCACGGCGUCAGCCUCAAGGGCAUCCCCAUGGAGAAGGAGCCCGAGCCCGAGCCCAUCGUGCUGCCCUCCGUGGUGCCGCUGGUGCCCUCAGGCACCGUCGCCAAGAAGCUUGUCAACCCCAAGUAUGCCCUGGUCAAGGCCAAGAGUGCCGACGAAAUCGCCAAGACGUCCUCGGAGAAGCAGGAGGCGAAGAAGCCCCCCGGGCUGAGGGGCGCCACUCUGGCGGAGCGGCCCGGAGACAUCCCGGAGGCACCCCCGCCUGUCCACCCUGGGCUGCUCAACCUGGAGCGGGCCAACAUGUUCGAAUACCUGCCCACGUGGGUGGAGCCGGACCCGGAGCCCGGCAGUGACAUCCUGGGCUACAUCAAUAUCAUCGACCCCAACAUCUGGAACCCCCAGCCCAACCAGAUGAACCGGAUCAAGAUCCGAGACACCUCCCAGGCUGGCACCCAACUGUGGAAGCAAAGUCAUGACGGCGCUCCCACCCCCGGGCCCAGUGCCCCCCAGGACGGCGGCCCAACGGAGAACGGCCUUCCCCAGGGGGACCCCCGGCCACAGCCACCCGUGCCCAAGCCCCGGACAGUCCCUGUGGCAGAGCUGCUCGCCCAGGACAGCGGUGGUGUUGACUGGGCCCUGGAGACCCCGGAAGGGGAGAUGCCCCAGAAUGGGACGGACGGCCCACCUCCCAGGACACCGGGCCCAGGCCACACCCCACUCCAGCGGCAGCUGUCCGUGACCCAGAAUGACCCUGACGGCCAGGCAGCAGUGAUCCCCAAUGGGCUAGAUGGGGAGGAGGAAGAAGAUGAUGACGACUAUGUGACCCUCAGUGACCAGGACAGCCUCUCAGGCAGCUCUGGCCAUGGCCCCGGCCCCCGGCGGCCCUCGGUGGCCUCCUCUUCUGUGUCAGACGAGUAUUUUGAGGUGAGGGGGCGCGCAGCCCCUCUCCAGAGGCGCCACUCAGAGCACGUGGCCAACGGGCCAGCCCAGCCCCCCCGCCGACAGCUGAGUGCCCCCCACGUGACCCACGGGACCUUUGGUGGACCCCUGGGGGGCUCGCCGUGGGCCCCAGGUCGGGAGAGAGAAGAGGCGGGUACUCCGAGGAGGAGGCAGGCUCCGCAUUCCACGGACAAGGAGACACAGGGCCAGCCCAUCCCCCACUACAGGGUCCCAGCCUCGGGGACCAGGGAGAAGGAUGGCUUCCUGCGACCGAUGAGGACCUCAGGACCCCUACGGUACCGCCCCGCUGCUGAUAGCGCCCAGAGCUCUACCAGGAAAGGGGGCCCGGCCAUGGCAGGCCCAUACCCCUGGCAGGUCAAGGGGGGCCCCGUGCCCCGUGCCCUGGCCGAUCCCGGGACCCCAAGGCCAGCCCGAAAUGCCAGCCCCCAGGCCGAUGGCAGGGUCCCCGAGGAGCACCCAAGUCCUUUUGGCAUCCCGUACUCCAAACUGUCCCAGUCGAAGCACCUGAAGGCCAGGACGGGCGGUGGCCAGUGGGCCUCCUCUGAUUCUAAACGGAGGGCUCAGGCCCCCCGGGAUCGCAAGGACCCCUAACACCCCGUCCCUGGGCCUGGAGCCGGGCAGUCCGUGGCCUCCGCCCCAGCCCAGACUCACCAAGCAGGUGUCCGUGGGGCUGUGCCAGGGACUGGCAGGUGGGCCGCCCGGACCCUCCAGAGCUCACCCCGGAAGGCAGGAAGGUGGGGCGAUGGCGAUAUUGACACCCACCUGGUCAGUGCACCAGUACCAGGUGGCCAUGAUGGUCAGACCAAAGGUCAUCCCGGUCCACGGGAGGUCCCCUGUGUAGGGGUCUCGGAACAUGUGCAUCGCGUCUGCCCGCGGCACGUGGCAGGUCGUGUUGGCGAUGGUCCGGGAUGGGAUGGCCUGGGCAUAGGCCGCCGCCAGCUGCUCGUACCCGCCGAUCUGGUCAAAAGCUGGAGGGGUCGGGGCAGGACAGGAACGGGUUGGUGGCUGGUGGCCCUGACUCCAGGCCCCCACUUCCCAAGGCAUCAAACUUGACUUUUUCCCAUUCACCUUUCCCAGUGUCUGGAAAGGUAUGGAGGGUAGAGGGUUUAGGAAAAAAAAAAAAAAAAAAAACCCGGGGAAUUCAAAUGACUGUUUUAUUUGUAUUUAAAAUAAGACUAUUAAAUGAGCAUUUUGCACUUGGACACCACUGUGUCCUCUUGGCCCCUGGAUGCCUGUUGGCCUCGGGCGAGGGGCGUUCUCUGCCAAGCUUCAGACUGUUGACUCAAGGGAGCAAAAGUAUUUUUUCUUGGCAUUCGAGGACCUCCCCGAGGAGUCUAAAGUGUUAAAGUCCUGACCUGGGGCUUCUGAAGGAUAUGAUUUCAGCAGAGCUGAGAAUGCCCGGCAAUCAUGUAGCGCUGAGAACAGAACAAGUCCCGGAGGGGGCAGGGGAGUGACCAAGGCCACAUGGCCGGCCGGCUGGGGCUCGGGCCAGAAGUCAUUUCCCUCAACACCAGACCGCUGUCACUCCCUCACUGUUCCCGUCUACCUCAGGGUCAGGGCCCCGUGUGGCCAAGCCCCGGCCCGUCUGUGGCUUCUACUGUAUCUGCGAUCGCUCCCCUGCCUUCCAGCCCGGGCCUGGCUGCCCGGCUCCAUGUCCUGCAGUGGGUUCCAGAGACGUGGGCCCCUGGUCUGAAAGGAGGCAGGACCCAGAAGUCCUAACACAGGAAACUCUGUCCCAUCUGCCUGCUCCACACCCCUCACCCCACCCUUUCCCAAGCAGGAAGCCUGCUGCCCGGACUCUGGCCCCAGCCUCGCUGCUGCCCGGAGCCCGGGCCGGGCCAAGCACUCCGAGCCGAUGUGCAAACGCUACACCGAGGUCAGAAAUCGCCGGGCCACAGGCUCCUCCAGUCUGAGUCUGGAUGAGGCUUGAAGGGCCUCUGUCUACCCGCUGUGGGAUCCUCCCGGCUCUGAUAGCCCCUAAUGGGGCAGCCCUCCAAGCUUCGUCCGGGUUCCCAGAGCGGGAUCACCCACCUGUCUAAACCCUCUUCGCUCCUCCCCUGCCGUGGCCAGCGGGCCGUAGCCCUGCUUGGGAUUACCCAUGUGAUUGUGAACAAUUGGAACAGAGGCCCAGGUGGUUUUCAGUCCCCUGAUGGUGCGCGCCCCUGCCCUCCGCCCUCCCUCACCAUCGGCCCCGAGCCGGCCCGGGGCGGGCGACACACUCAGCUGGGCGGCAGAGAUGGGCAGGGAGUCGGCAGCCUGGCUCACCCCAGGCUUGACCUUGUGAGCCCACCCCCCCACCCAGUGCCGGCAGCUGUCCCGAGCACUCGCUGUGGUGACAGCCCCGCCCCGCCCGGCCCCCAGCCCACAGCCCCUCACCUUUGACGGUCAGGAUGACGGCCCCCACCACCAUGAUGAGCGUUUGCAGGGCGUCCGUGUAGAUCACAGCAGCCAGGCCCCCUGUGGGGAGAAACGGGGGAGCUCGAGGGAGGAGGGACGGCGGCCGCACAGUACGUGUCCCCUGCCCUCUCACGGCCCAUCACCUGGGCCAGCGGAGCCAGCUCCACAUCUCCCGUUUGUGCCCCCCCCGGCCUCCCGCAUGCGCGGGGCCCCGUGCCCGACCCCAGCCGGGGCGCCGAACCUGCGAUGGUGUACAGGGCCGUGAUGGCAAGCAUGAGGAUCGUGGAGAGGUAAAAGUUCCAGCCGAGGCAAAUGUGCACGAAGAGUGCGCCCGCGUACAGGUCGAUCUGCGGAACGGGAGAGGAC